Jaminaea rosea is the source of this 1173-nucleotide messenger RNA. RefSeq names its product putative IMP4-component of the U3 small nucleolar ribonucleo protein. The record is from RefSeq and is a predicted model, not a curated record. Gene Ontology annotation, cellular component: nucleolus; small-subunit processome; Mpp10 complex. Gene Ontology annotation, biological process: rRNA processing. The transcript has a single exon. Gene Ontology annotation, molecular function: snoRNA binding; rRNA primary transcript binding. Bases 51 to 923 code for a protein of 290 amino acids. Lineage: Eukaryota; Fungi; Basidiomycota; Exobasidiomycetes; Microstromatales.
UCUCGAAUUCAACCCCAUCUCCACGAUCACCGCCACUCCUGCUCGCCAGCAUGCUCCGCCGCCAAUCGCGCGAGCGUCGCGAGUACCUGUAUCGCAAAAGUCUUGAGGCCCAAGAGGCUCAGCUAUACGCCAAGAAGCAGAAGGUCCGACAACUCCUCGCAGAAGGCAAGGCCAUUCCGAAAGAGCUACGAGAUGGCGUAGAAUCGUCAGAGAAGCUGGCAAGAGGCAUCGACCUCGAUGCUAGCCAGGCAGAUCCCCUUACCAGCUUCGACUCAGAAUACGCCAUGGCCGGUGCGAGAGAUCCGCGCAUACUUGUCACCACCUCUCGCUCCCCUUCAUCACGCCUCACCGCCUUUGCCAAGGAGAUGAGGCUCGUCUUCCCCAACUCGACCCGCAUCAAUCGUGGUGGCUACAAGGUCCACGAUCUAGCAGCAGCAGCGCGCGCAAAUAACAUCACCGACCUUGUCGUCGUCCACGAGCACCGCGGUGUACCGGACGCAAUGGUUGUCAGUCACUUCCCUCACGGCCCUACCGCCCUCUUCACGUUGCACAAUGUCGUCCUCCGCCACGAGGUCGCUGCCCACUCAAGCUCAACAGUCAGCGAGCAGUAUCCUCACCUCAUCUUUGAGGGCUUUGAGUCAAAGCUGGGCGGACGUAUCCGCGACAUCUUGAAGUACCUCUUCCCCGCCCCCAAGGAGGAAAGCAAGCGAGUUAUGACCUUCCGCAACGAGCGAGACUUCCUCAGUUUCCGCCACCACGUCUUCCUCAAGACUUCGCAUCGAGAAGUCUCGCUCGCUGAGGUCGGGCCGAGAUUUGAGAUGAGGCCGUACGAGAUUCGUCAGGGGACGUUAGAGAUGGGAGACAGCGCCGAUGUUGAGUGGAUCCUCCGGCCUUACAUGAAUACCAAGAGGGACCAGCUGUAAAGGCACGCUACGAGAUCAGCAUCACUCGCUCGGCGGCUUCGUACACUGUGAUACCUGGCGUCAGUUGCAAUGUAAUUUUAGACAUACUGAUCAUAGCAUGCGAGGUCGAACGUGGGCCAGAUAGUCAGACGGGGCGAUGAGGAGGUACAGCCCCCGAGGCUUUUGGCGAACGAUUACCCUAUGCCCGGCCAUGGCGGCGACAUUGCUUUCGAUGAGACUUGUGUAUGGUUCCCAAAGAGCAGGAAUAGGG